This is a messenger RNA of Syzygium oleosum, 2701 nucleotides long. RefSeq names its product ABC transporter F family member 3. The record is from RefSeq and is a predicted model, not a curated record. Lineage: Eukaryota; Viridiplantae; Streptophyta; Magnoliopsida; Myrtales; Myrtaceae. Gene Ontology annotation, molecular function: ATP binding; ATP hydrolysis activity.
AGGCACCGAAGGAAGCAUCGGAGCUUCUCAAUACGACGCGCUGUUUAUCAGCCCCAGUGCCUGCCAUCGUCAACCCGACGAAGCCGAAGCGCUCUCUUAAGGUCCCGAGCCUCCGCAGAAAAACCCUGCAAACCGCGAAGGAUGGCUGAAGUGGCGAGCUCGAUCGUGCACGACGUGCUGGGCCCGAGGCUCCAGGACGUGGAUCAGCCCAUCGUCGACUACAUCGUCAACGUCCUCGCCGACGAGGACUUCGACUUCGGCGACGACGGCGACGGCGCCUUCGACGCCAUCGGCGAGCUCCUCGUCGGCGCCGAAUGCGUCUCUGACUUCGACGAAAGCCGCCUGGUCUGCAGCAAAUUAACUGAGAAAUUUGGGAAGCAUGGUCUGGUUAAAGCUAAGCCAACAGUUCGGAGCCUUGCGACGCCUUUUAGAAUGGAUGACGGAAUGGAUGAGGAGGUGGUCCCCAAGAAGAAACAAGAGGUCUUUGAUGGUCCCAUUCUGUCUGAGCGUGAUCGAGCGAAGAUCGAGCGGAGAAAGAGGAAGGAGGAGCGGCAGAGAGAGGCAGAAUACCAAAUGCAUGUGGCAGAGAUGGAAGCAGUCAGAGCAGGAAUGCCUGUUGUCUCUGUAAAUCAUGACGGUAGUACUGGACCAGCUUUCAGGGACAUCCAUUUGGAAAACUUUAAUGUGUCUGUGGGUGGUCGUGAUCUCAUUGUAGAUGGUUGCAUAACCCUUUCUUUUGGAAGGCAUUAUGGCCUUAUUGGGAGAAACGGUACUGGAAAGACAACUUUCCUCAGGCACUUGGCUCUGCAUGCGAUCGAGGGUAUUCCUCGAAAUUGCCAGAUAUUACACGUCGAGCAAGAAGUGGCUGGUGAUGAUACCACAGCCUUACAAUGUGUUCUUGACACUGAUGUUGAAAGGACACAGCUCUUGCAAGAAGAAGCUCGAUUAAUUUCCCAGCAGAGAGAACUGGAGCUUUUGAGUGCCGGUGGAAAGAGCAAUGGGGAUCUAAAGGGGCCAAAUGCAGAUGCAAUUGGACAAAGACUCGAAGAAAUAUACAAGAGGCUUGAGCUUAUUGAUGCUGAUUCUGCAGAAGCUCGGGCAGCUUCCAUUCUAGCGGGUCUCAGUUUCUCUCCAGAGAUGCAGCAUAAAGCAACAAAAACUUUUUCUGGUGGAUGGAGAAUGCGAAUUGCACUUGCUCGGGCACUAUUUGUGGAGCCUGAUUUACUGUUGCUUGAUGAACCUACGAACCAUCUUGAUCUCCAUGCUGUUCUGUGGCUGGAAUCUUAUCUUGUUAAAUGGCCGAAGACUUUUAUUGUUGUUUCUCAUGCGAGGGAAUUCUUGAACACUGUAGUGACUGAUAUUAUACAUCUACAAGGGCAAAAAUUGUCUACUUACAAAGGGGAUUAUGACACAUUUGAGAGAACACGAGUGGAACAGCUUAAGAACCAACAGAAAGCUUUUGAGUCUAGUGAACGAGCGAGAGCGCAUAUGCAGGCCUUCAUUGACAAGUUCCGCUAUAACGCGAAGAGGGCCUCGCUUGUUCAGUCAAGAAUCAAGGCAUUGGAUCGUAUGGGCCACGUGGAUGAAGUCGUUAAUGACCCUGACUACAAGUUUGAAUUUCCAACACCUGAUGAUAGGCCAGGCCCUCCGAUAAUCAGUUUCAGUGAUGCAUCAUUUGGUUAUCCUGGUGGACCCCUACUGUUCAAGAAUCUGAACUUUGGCAUAGAUCUAGACAGUCGUAUUGCAAUGGUCGGGCCAAAUGGCAUUGGCAAGUCAACAAUACUCAAACUAAUUGGCGGGGAACUACAGCCAAGUUCUGGGACAGUUUUCCGUUCGGCGAAGGUUCGCAUCGCUGUUUUUAGUCAGCACCAUGUUGAUGGGCUAGACCUGUCCUCAAGUCCACUUCUAUACAUGAUGCACUGUUUUCCGGGAGUUCCUGAACAAAAGCUUCGAGCUCACUUAGGUUCCUUUGGUGUAACCGGAAAUCUUGCGCUUCAACCUAUGUACACCUUGUCUGGUGGUCAGAAAAGCAGAGUCGCAUUUGCCAAGAUUACUUUCAAGAAACCUCACAUACUUUUGCUUGAUGAGCCGUCCAAUCAUCUGGAUUUGGAUGCGGUCGAGGCGCUCAUUCAAGGUCUGGUCUUGUUCCAAGGAGGAAUUCUGAUGGUUAGUCAUGAUGAGCAUCUAAUAUCUGGAAGCGUGGAUGAGCUCUGGGUGGUUUCCGAAGGCAGGGUGGCGCCUUUCAAUGGGACUUUCCAGGAUUAUAAGAAGAUUCUUCAGUCCUUAGUGAGAAGCAAAGAGAUAGGUUCAUCGGGGUCACAUUACCUUACGAAACAGAAAAGGAGGCUUGGCUGCAGAGAGAAAGCGAGAAAGGACGAAGAGAGGAUUGCUGCUGAUAUGAAGGACGUGCUCGCAGUUACAUCGGCACGCGUCUGUCAUUUAUACUUGAUUAGGGCUCGGGGAAGGACCGAGUCUUAAAGUUUUUGACAUUGAGUAUAUGGUCAUUUUGCCAAUGGCUUAAGAACCGAGUCUGGAUUGCUAGUCCGGGUAAAAUUUAUGACCCUUUGCGCAUUUUGUCCUAGCAAUAGGUUCAUUUCUCGCGCCCCGGAAGUUUGAGAUACUCCAUCGCUGCUGAAGUCGGCUUCCCUGUACACAGCAAAAUGAUUUGAUCAUUUGCGAAAGAACCCUUUUUGGCACACUA